AGCUCAUCUGGAUCGUGACAUGUGAGUAAAGGUUCCAAUAGGAAAACCCUCCUUCUGAAUAGCCACAAAUUCAUCUAGUAAAUGGCCGGUCCGGUGAAGAUAUCACUCAUUUCCCGUCUCAAGAUACCGGAGGGUUGAUUUCGGUAGAGGAUGACAAAUGAGGGGCUAAUCGAGUGGAAGCCACUUGGUUGCUACCGGGGUGUAGAAUAUGAGGGGCAUGAACGCAAUGUCAGGUGCGACUGCCGACCUGCAAAUUCGUGUACGCUUAGUGUGAAUAUAACAAGAGCGAUGCAUCACUUAGUAACUGCACACAAAAUCUCGGCGCCAGGUGAGAUCCACAAGUGUGCUGGGCUUCGAAGGGUCUCAUAGUCGGUGAAACUAAAUUCAUCUUUCCCCUUGUCAUUAGUGUAUAACCGAUAGACUUGCUAGGGGUUUAGAGUUAAAACGGACCAGCGCCACGCACAUUCUUAAUCGACUAUUCAUCGAGUCUCCGCCAUUAUGUCGAUGUACACCGUACCGUUCGUCAUUAAUGGCGAGGAACGUCAAGCCGAGAACACCUUCGACGUAAAAUCUCCAGAUACUGGCGAGGUCCUGCAUCGAUGCGGCAUUGCAACGGAAGCGGACGUUGUCGCAGCUGUUAAUGCAGCCGCAGCUGCGGGUCCACAAUGGGCAAAUACGCCCGCGGCCGAGCGGCGGGAUAUUCUUCUCAAGGCAGCUAACAUCAUGGACAAGAGACGUGAUGAAUUAGCUCAGUAUAUGAUGGAUGAAGUUGCAGCAGCACGUGGCUGGGCUGACUUCAAUCUCAACCUUGUCAUCGACAUGUACAAGGACGUGGCUGGGCGAGUCGGUGCCGUAGAAGGCACUGUCCCCCCAUGUCAACCUGGGCUCACUUCGAUAGUGGUAAAGGAGCCUUAUGGCGUUGUGUUAGCGAUAGCGCCUUGGAACGCGACAUACAUCCUAGGUACUCGCUCGGUACUUUUCCCCAUCGCAGCGGGCAACACGGUCGUUUUCAAGGGAUCCGAAACAGCGCCUCGAGCUCAUCGUGCUAUCGUGUCUAUCCUGAACGAGGCUGGAGUACCCAAAGGAGUAGUUAACUACAUCGUCACUGACCCAGCCCAUGCACCAACAGUUACGGAAGCUCUCGUCGCAAACCCGAAUGUAAAGAAGAUCAACUUUACAGGUAGCACGGCCGUGGGAAGAAUAAUCACAAAGUUAGCAGGCCAAUACCUGAAACCUAUCGUCUUGGAACUCGGAGGAAAAGCGCCAGCUAUCGUCUGGGAAGAUGCGGACCUAGACCUUGCCGCAGAACAAACCGCUCUUGGCGCCUUCUUCUUUUCUGGACAAAUUUGUAUGAGUACGGAGAGAAUCAUCGUACACAAGAAUAUCAGUCAGGCGUUCCAGGAGAAGCUACUUGGAACCGUAGAGAAGAUGUUCUCGUCCAAAGGCGAUGCUUUAGUUCUAGUUAACACUCAAAGUGUAGAGAAGAACAAGAAACUCAUAAAGGAUGCAGUUAGCAAGGGCGCUUCGGUUCUAAAUGGAGACGUGGACGCCGAAGAGAGUUCGAAGACGAGAAUGAGGCCAUUAGUGAUCAGUAAGGUGACCUCCGAUAUGGACCUAUACAAACAGGAGUCAUUUGGCCCAUCGGUGAGUUUGAUCGAGGUUGAAAGUGAGGAAGAGGCACUACGGGUGGCGAAUGACACCGAGUAUGGCCUCACGUCUGCGGUUUUCACCGAGAAUCUGAGGGUCGGUCUGAGGUUCGCAAGAGGCAUUGAAAGCGGCGCGGUUCAUAUCAACAAUAUGACCAUCCAUGACGAGAUGACGUUGCCGCAUGGAGGAGUUAAGGCGAGCGGGUAUGGUCGAUUCAAUAGCUUGCCCGGAGUUGAGGAAUGGGUUAGAACAAAGACUAUCACUUGGAGAAACUAGGUAAUACCCAGGCCCUGUGUCCUUUAAGAGUAGAUGAAGAAGUCAUAUUAAAAGACCAGAAUUUAACUAUAACAACAUUUAAAGAGGAGUAGUUGCUAUUUAUUUCUUCAAUUCUGCUAGGAAGUGAUAACUGACUUUAGGUUUCAGCUGGUGCCCGAAAGAGUCUA
Molecule: messenger RNA, 2090 nt
Organism: Annulohypoxylon maeteangense
Lineage: Eukaryota; Fungi; Ascomycota; Sordariomycetes; Xylariales; Hypoxylaceae
Product: aldehyde dehydrogenase
Exons: 2
Coding region: 499-1923 (474 amino acids)
Molecular function (GO): succinate-semialdehyde dehydrogenase (NAD+) activity
Source: RefSeq, a predicted model, not a curated record